Eucalyptus grandis is the source of this 1121-nucleotide messenger RNA. RefSeq lists its product as hypothetical. Lineage: Eukaryota; Viridiplantae; Streptophyta; Magnoliopsida; Myrtales; Myrtaceae. The record is from RefSeq and is a predicted model, not a curated record. Gene Ontology annotation, molecular function: structural constituent of ribosome. Gene Ontology annotation, cellular component: mitochondrial large ribosomal subunit. Bases 174 to 851 code for a protein of 225 amino acids. The transcript has 2 exons.
CCUCAUCUUGCAGAUCGCUUGGUUCGCCCGUGUCGGCCUUCCCAAAUUCUUUAACGAGGCGAUUCCUGGUAGCAAACACUGCUCCGCAUCAUCACUAGGUUCUUCGUUCACGUGAAGAAGCUGCUCUCGUCGAACUAAGCACAGAACCCAGAGAGAGAGAGAGAGAGAGGGAGAUGGCGUUCAGGGGGAAGGAGAUGAUGAAGAAGGUGCUGAAGCGGGUGGGCGAGAACAACCUGGCGCCCGGCGUCAAGGAGACCCUGGAGAAGUGCAUCCCCAAGUCCCAAAUCGUCAUGGGUCGCGCCCACCGUGGCAUCUUCGCCGGCCGCCACAUCCGCUUCGGCAACCAGGUCAGCGAGGACGGCGGCAACAAGUCAAGGAGGAGCUGGAAGCCAAAUGUGCAGGAGAAGCGUCUGUUUAGUUACAUUCUUGACCGCCAUAUUCGUGUCAAAGUGACAACCCAUGCUAUCCGUUGCAUUGAUAAGGCAGGUGGUAUCGAUGAGUAUCUGCUGAAGACACCUUAUCACAAGAUGGACACAGAAAUGGGUCUGUAUUGGAAAUCGAAGAUUGAGAAGCUUUAUGAAGAGCUCGGGAAAAUGGAGGUGGUUUUCUUUUCUCCUGAGGACGAAACCAAGUUCGAGCAAGGUUUUAAACAGCUGAAGCUUGAAGAGAGGGUGGCUCGUAGAGACUUCAGAAGGCAGAUGUACUGGUACAUCGGGCAAAGGAAGCUGGCUGGGGAAGGUCAAGCAAGCGAUCAAGCAACUCAAGAGGAGUCGCCGAGGAUUGGCGACAGACACUGGCACGCGGAUGAUCACGAUCAAGCACACAACCAGCAGUUGGUUGCUUACUCUUAAUUUUGUUCGCAGUUGAACAAUUGUAAGAUUUUUGCUAGUCGUUGCGCCGGUUGGAGUUCUUUUUGUCACUGAUAAUAAGAUUUGAACUUGGAGGAUGGUAGUAUACCCAUAAGGCAUUAGGGUUGGAGCCUUUUGUGCAUUAGUGGUAUUAUUUGUAUGAUCUUUGCGCAAUAGUUUGCCAAAUGGAUCACAGAAAAAUUUACUGCGCACUCCUUGGGAUAAUUAUAUUUGUGCCCCCUGGUUUUUCGCAGCAGCGGCAAUUUGCUCUCU